UGAACGCUUCUUUACAAACAAAGCGUCUAAUUUGUUUGUCGUGUUAUUGUGUUUGAUUAUAUUUGUUAUUUUAAAUGGUUUAAAGACCGCAGGGACUGGGUUCUCUUUGCUGUGUAACAAUGCCACAGUUUUUCUCGAACCAGCUGUUCUUGGUGUUACUUUCCUGCUUUUUCAUCAAGAAAUCGUAUCCGAUAUCUACUAAGAGCAGGACAUAUUUUGCCAAAGUUAAUGAACAAAUAGAAAUCGUAUAUGAAUUUUACUAUGGAGAAAAACUACGUGAGUGGGUUGUUAGUGGGCUCACAUUGGGUAAUUGUUCUUUCACCAGACCACUUGAGGACGAUUCAUUCAAGAUCGAUAGUAUUUCUUGUGAGGAAAAGUCUUCAACUCUGAAAUUGACACUCCUUGCAAACAGGAGACUGACUUUUCUUUGUUACACUAAUUCAUGUAGCGCGACAUCAUUUAUAGUACAACCAAUGCAUGCAGGUGAUGGGAAUAAAAUUGAAUCCGUGAGUGGAACAUCAAAGGCUUUCAUGAAUAAAAAUUUCACACUGAUUUGCGAAAUUGGCAACAGUCCUGAAGUUAGAUGGUAUAUCCGAAGUACUGGACUACUUUUGGCAAAGUUUGUUAAUUGCGAGAAAGUGCCUGGAAGUAUUCAAAGAUUGCACAGCCCUGUACGUAUCUCUUGCAAUCUGAUCUCGCAGAAAUCUACUCUCGAGCUUGGACCCGUAAAUCUGAAGGAUGGUAACUUUACUAUUGUAUGCGCAACUAAACACCAUGGAAGCGAAUUCAAAGUUUCAACAAUCGACAGUAGAAAUUUGACUAUUCAUGAUGCUGGCACCAUAACAGUUACAGGUGAAAACAUUGCGACACUUUUAUGCCCUUUAGAAGAGGGAGACACGCUGUCAGUGUGGAAAGGAAAUGGUACCGUUAUAGGUAACUGCACUGGAGGUUUCCGACCCGUUCACACAUACUAUGAAACAAUGGAUUUAUCAUGUGCUCCAGGUGGUUCAAUUCUAAAAUUAUAUCUUCCCUCUAAUACAACGGAACUGAAUGUCUUGUGUGAAAGUCAGAGUAAGAAAAGAAGAGUAUUUAAAUUAAUCCACAAACCAAGCUUUAGAUUGGAGAAUGUAAUUAUAAUUAUUCUGGUUCUUAUCCUGUUGCUUAUCAUCAUCGCUAAUUUCGUGUGUUUCUUGACUAAACCCGGACGGGAGUUCUGUAUUCAGCAGGCGCUGAUAAGUACGACCAAUGAUCCAGAUUUUGAGAUCGUUUCAGUCUUUACAGAAAAGUCAGAUGCCAGUAAAAAUAUUUGAAGGGAACCCGCCUUUAGGCAUUACACUAACCUGGUUCUUUCUCCUGAGAACUUCGACUCCUUGGAAUUCCCUCCAUGCACACGUUUUGCUGCAGUCGACUGACAACUAUUGAAGAGGAAAGUUUCUGCACGUCAUUAUCUCCGGUCUUCGAUGUCAUGUGCAAAGACCCAUUCCUGCAUAACAAUACAAUCAUC
Messenger RNA from Octopus sinensis (East Asian common octopus), 1504 nucleotides. RefSeq lists its product as uncharacterized. The record is from RefSeq and is a predicted model, not a curated record. The coding region runs from base 120 to 1310 and encodes 396 amino acids. Lineage: Eukaryota; Metazoa; Mollusca; Cephalopoda; Octopoda; Octopodidae. The transcript has 8 exons.